UCGCGCCCCGCUUCCUUCAUCGAACGUGUGUCGAGCACAGCGCUGCAACUUCGAGCCUAUCGUCAGCCAGUUGGCCAGCAUCCUCCUUUCGCACAGAGCCGGUUCUCCCUGGAGCGUCAUCUGUAUCUCGCAAUCCUCGGAAUCUGAGCGCAUCGCACCCUCCUCAGACAACCUGACUCGGGGAACGAUUUCCUAAUACUCAAUCUUGACAACAGCCAGUCUUCGGGAACCGUGUGAUAAGCGAACGUCAUCAAAAAUGGGCGCAGCGUUGUCCAUUUCGAGCCUUUUCGGCAAGCUCUUCGGCUCCAAGGAAGUGCGCAUCCUGAUGCUGGGGCUCGACGCCGCCGGCAAGACGACCAUCCUGUACAAGCUCAAGCUGAACCAGACCAUGACGACCAUCCCGACCGUCGGUUUCAACGUCGAGACUUUCACCUACAAGAAUAUCAAGUUCAACAUGUGGGACGUUGGCGGACAGGACAAGAUCAGGCCGUUAUGGAGGCAUUACUACAGCGGCACACAGGGUCUCGUCUUUGUUGUUGACUCGUCAGAUCACGCCCGGAUCGACGAGGCAAGGACAGAGCUGCAUCGCAUUCUCAACGACCUCGAAAUGUCCGACUGUCUGCUUCUUGUAUUCGCGAACAAGCAGGACGUUACCGGUGCCAUGGACCCUCAGAGAAUCACCGACAAGCUGGAACUCCACAAGCUCAAGGACAGGCCAUGGUUCGUGCAGCCCGCCAUUGCCAUUGAGGGCGAAGGCUUGACCGAGGGCUUCGGCUGGCUGUCGGAUAACAUCAAAAAAAUGCCCAAAUACGGUGGUAAAUGAGAAGGACGUCCAUAUUACGACGACAAUCUGAGGUAAAACGGACACGGGAAAAGAACAGCAUGUCAGCAGUCUUUGUCCGUUCUUGGUAUUCGACCCCAGAUACGGCCUGAGGCACCGGAAUGACAAGCCUCACCAACUCCUCCGCGUUGCGCAGAUACACAAAGCAGCUGGAACCAGAGGGGCGAAGGGGACAGCUCCUGGUAAUGGGAAUGGAUGGUGAGACGACCCAAAUGCACAUCACUCAACGUCUCUGCCACCUGGCUGGCAUCCUAGAGUUGGGGAGUUCAACGGGGGGGUAUAUCUUAUCAUAAUUCUGUCGUUUGUGGAUUUUCUCUUUUACGUUGCUGUCAUCUGCGGGUUCUGUGCCCGCUUCAGCGCUCUCUCUCUUGUUAACGCCUACCUGUCACGACUCCUUCCCUAUCUCUUAUUUUAAUAUUCGGGACCUGCUUGCCGU
Messenger RNA from Canariomyces notabilis, 1277 nucleotides. RefSeq names its product ARF/SAR superfamily. Gene Ontology annotation, biological process: intracellular protein transport; vesicle-mediated transport. Gene Ontology annotation, cellular component: cytoplasm. NCBI's taxonomy places the organism in Eukaryota, Fungi, Ascomycota, Sordariomycetes, Sordariales, Chaetomiaceae. Gene Ontology annotation, molecular function: GTP binding; GTPase activity. The transcript has 3 exons. The record is from RefSeq and is a predicted model, not a curated record. The coding region runs from base 257 to 823 and encodes 188 amino acids.